AUGAGUAUAGACGAUGACACCCAAUGGCUUGAGUGGGUAACGAAGCAGUUUGAAAGCAUCGCUGGGGAAGAUAAAGAAAUUGACUUGGAAGAAUUCAAAACUGCUCUGAAAGUGAAAGAGUCCUUCUUCGCUGAGAGGUUCUUUGCAUUGUUUGAUUCUGACGGGAGUGGAACCAUUAGUUUAGAUGAGUUACUCAAAGCCUUGAACCUUCUCAUACAUGGAGACGAAACAGACAAGCUAAGAUUCCUCUUCCAAGUUUACGAUGUAGAUGGCAGUGGUUCCAUUGACCCAGAUGAACUGCGCACAGUCCUGAAAUCAUGUCUGAAGGAGAGUGCAAUAUCCUUGCCAGAGGAGAAACUGGAUGACCUCACGCUGGCUCUUUUUGAGUCCGCCGACAAAGACAACAGUGGCUCCAUCACUUUUGAGGAACUCAGGGAGGAACUCGAACGCUUUCCAGAGGUCAUGGAGAAUUUAACCAUAAGUGCCGCGAACUGGCUAAAGCCCCCGACAGCCGAACAGAAGAGCCACACGCCGCGCUACUUAACCCCAGCCUACUGGCACAACAACAGGAGCAAGCUGCUCUUCAUGGGCGGCUACCUGUGCCUGAAUACCCUCCUCUUCACCUUGGCUGCUCUGCGGCACGCACCUCUCGGGGGCUGGGUCAUGGUGGCGAAAGGCUGCGGGCAGUGUCUGAACUUCAACUGCACAUUCCUUGGGGUGCUCAUGCUGCGCCGUUGCCUGACGUGGUUGCGAGCUACCUGGGUUGCGAAAGUUUUCCCACUAGACCAAAACGUCAUCUUCCACCAGCUCGUGGGGUAUGUGGUGGGGGCUCUCACAGCAGUUCACACCGGAGCACAUGUGGGGAACUUUGUCAGGCUGACGCAGACCCGGGAUCGCCCCGCGCUUUGGGAAUAUCUGUUCACCACUCGGCCCGGGAUUGGCUGGGUUCACGGGAGCGCCUCGAUCACUGGGAUUGCACUGCAGCUGCUCAUCUGCGUGAUGCUCGUGUGCUCCAGCACCUUUGUCCGGAAGAGCGGCCAUUUUGAGGUCUUCUACUGGACUCAUCUGUCCUACAUCUCCAUCUGGGCUUUGUUAGUCCUCCAUGGCCCUAAUUUUUGGAAAUGGUUUGUGGUUCCUGGAUUUCUGUUCGUGGUGGAGAAGACAAUUGGCAUUGCUGUGUCACGCAUCGGGGGGCUGUACAUUGUGGAAAUCAACCUCCUGCCAUCGAAGGUGACUCAUCUUGUGAUUAAGAGAUCACAGUUUUUCCACUACAAGCCUGGAGACUACGUUUACCUGAAUAUCCCAGCGAUUGCGAAGUACGAGUGGCAUCCUUUCACCAUUAGCAGCGCUCCUGAACAACAAGAUACCAUCUGGCUGCAUAUAAGAUCACGAGGACAAUGGACCAACAGACUCUAUGAAUAUUUCAGGUGGCUUGAACCACUCAGCCAGGAGCCCAAACGGCUAAUGAGAAAUCUAAGAAAGCAGAGGUACCACAAAUGGACCCAGGUUUCUGCCAAGCUGAGUGAGAAUCACAGAGUUUGUAAUAUCAAGUGCUAUAUUGAUGGCCCCUAUGGGACACCUACGCGAAGGAUCUUCACCUCGGAACAUGCUGUGCUGGUAGGCGCUGGAAUCGGCAUUACUCCCUUUGCCUCUAUCUUGCAGAGCAUCAUGUACAGGUAUCGCAUGAGAAAACCAAACGAUCCCCGCUGUGGCUAUUCAUGGGGUGAGAGCCUCAAGGAUGAUGAAAUGAAGCUUAGGAAGGUUGACUUCAUCUGGAUCAACCGAGACCAGAAGUCCUUUGAGUGGUUUGUCAGCCUGCUCACUAAACUGGAAAUGGACCAAGCUGAUGAGGAACCGGAAGGCCGUUUUCUAGAGAUGCACAUGUACAUGACUUCAGCUCUUAGUAAGAACGAUAUGAAGGCUAUUGGUCUGCAGAUGGCUUUAGAUCUGCUGGCUAAGAAGGAAAAGAAAGACUCUAUCACAGGACUCAGGACCAGAACCCAACCAGGCCGCCCUGACUGGAGCAAGGUGUUCCACAAGAUGGCAGAGGAAAAUAAAGGGAAAGUCCAAGUCUUCUUCUGCGGGUCUCCAGCUCUUGCCAAGGUAGUCAAGGCUCACUGUGAACACUUCAACUUCAGAUUUUUCAAAGAAAAUUUUUAA
Molecule: messenger RNA, 2160 nt
Organism: Emys orbicularis (European pond turtle)
Lineage: Eukaryota; Metazoa; Chordata; Testudines; Emydidae
Gene: NOX5
Product: NADPH oxidase 5
Exons: 15
Coding region: 1-2160 (719 amino acids)
Biological process (GO): defense response; superoxide anion generation
Cellular component (GO): plasma membrane; NADPH oxidase complex
Molecular function (GO): superoxide-generating NAD(P)H oxidase activity; calcium ion binding
Source: RefSeq, a predicted model, not a curated record